Messenger RNA from Coregonus clupeaformis (lake whitefish), 1650 nucleotides. Its product is annotated as mitochondrial fission process protein 1. The record is from RefSeq and is a predicted model, not a curated record. NCBI's taxonomy places the organism in Eukaryota, Metazoa, Chordata, Actinopteri, Salmoniformes, Salmonidae. Gene Ontology annotation, cellular component: mitochondrion. Bases 105 to 608 code for a protein of 167 amino acids. The transcript has 4 exons. Gene Ontology annotation, biological process: mitochondrial fission.
AGACACUCCCUCGGUGUGGCGCAUUGCAAGACUUGACUCGCAGCUUCUAGUUAGGACUCUAUCGACGCAUAAGAAACCUCUGUACAUGGGGUUAAAGACGAAGCAUGGAUCCAAUUCAAGAAAAACCGAGCAAGGAGGUCGACAUUUAUCGUGACACAUGGGUCCGCUUCUUAGGCUAUGCCAACGAGGUGGGAGAGGCCUUCCGUGCCCUGGUGCCAGUGAGUGCUGUAUGGGCCACAUAUGCAGUAGCCACCGUGUAUGUUUCCGCUGAUGCUGUGGACAAGGGGAAGAAGGCUGCCGUGGAGCAUGGUGACAACCCAGGGAAGACAACCAAGGUGGCUGUAGCGGUGGUGGACACGUUUGUAUGGCAGGCCCUGGCCUCGGUCGCUAUCCCAGGCUUCACCAUCAACCGUGUGUGUGCUGCCUCUCUCUACCUCCUGGGCAAAACAACACGCCUGCCCCUCUCCGUACGCAAGUGGACCACCACGGCCAUUGGCCUCUCCACCAUCCCCUUCAUCAUCCACCCCAUCGACAGGGGAGUGGACUUCCUGCUGGACUCCAGCCUGCGUAAGGUCUACGGUCAAUCUGCAGGAGAGAGGCACGACUAAUAAUCACCACGACCACCCUGCAGCCUGGUCCUAGUGUCCCUGGACAGGUUAGCUCCACCAGGAAGUUUACCCUCCCACCCUCUGACCCAGACAGGACUUCCUCCCAAGCCAUCUGAAACCUCUGCUGAUCCCACUACUGUAACAUCACUGUGAAGCACAAAGCCAAUACAGCAGGGUUCCUCUACUCCAGACCUCCAGGGCCACUGUACUGUCUGCCACUUGUCUAUGCCCCUCUGUCUAUUCUCAUCUUUUCAUUUUAAACUCCAAGUUAGGGGGAUCUAUGACCCUUUGGCCAGUCAAUGACUUUGUAUAAGGGGGAAAAGGGAUCCAACAGACAGUGUUGCCCUCCAGGACUGGAAUUGAAUACCCCUGGCUGCAGAGCCCACCUAUUCAUUUUCAGACCUCCACUUGGUGCAUAUCCAGGUAACUCUUGAUGUUAGCCAUAUUUGGGAAUAUUUGGGUCAAUGUCCUUAGACCUGGCAUUAAGACCCUAUUUUCAUUACAUGUAAACAUCUGCCUUUGUUUUUGUUUGUUGUUUAUUUCCGCCUCAAAAAGAAGGUCUUAUGUACAGUUGUCUGUCACUUUGAAUAGAUCUUUACAGAGUAUAUUGUGAUGCACUUGUCAAUGUUCAGUCUUUAGAUUAACCUUAGGUCUUUUUUGCCCCUUGUCAUUCAUUACCGAGGUGAACAGAAUAGAUGUAACAAUUCUGGAAAUGUUGGUUAGCACUAAAGAUUCAGUUACUUUGGUAGCAUCUAAGGUAUAGAAAGCACUGUAAUUAUUGUGUAACAUGCCCUAUGCAGAAAGCAUAUGAAGGGAAUAUGCAUAAAAUACUGUAAUUAUUGCCAAAGAUUUAGGCUACUCUAGAAGAGGAACCCAUCAGUAGACAAAGUUGUGCUGCACUAUGCAAGCAAUCCAAGUGAUCUUAUACAAAAAUGGGAAUUGCUAUUGGAAUAUAUAAAUCAGGGUGCUCCAACCCUGUUCCUGGAGAGCUACCGUUGUGUAGGUUUUUGCUCCAACUCUAAUCUAGUGCACCUGAUUCUAA